AUGUCCCCAGCGAUGGUCUCCAACUCAUCGUGGAUUGCUUGGAGAUCGAUGAUCAACUGUUCCAGUUCGAUGCUACCUGAGACCAUCCAUGAUAUCACACGCACAGACCACAAACCAAGUAGAUGGACAAGAAUUCGACAAUUCUUCAACAACUAUUUUCGUUUUCUCCUCACCACAACUCUCAUUGCUUCGAUUCUUUCGAUGGAGGCAUACAAAGAGGGAGAACCAAAAAUAUCUUUAUACGAGACAAUGAAGGGAACAGUGUCGAAUGUAGGAUAUCCAACUCUGCUUGGGCUUGCGAUCGGAUUCGUUUUGGAGAGCUUGAAAGCGCACAUCUUCGACCGGUUCGAAAGUCCGUCUACACGUCAUGCACACUGCUACAUAGCCAUUUUCUUCUGGCUUGGAUCAGUCGGUUGCUCACUGGGGUAUGAAGAGUCGGUGGCGUGGUGGUUCCGGACCAUAUCUCUAGGAGUUUUGUGCUUCAAGUACGUCGAAGUCAUCGUUCCUCGGUUUGGCCGUUGGAACGUGACUGUACAAUUCUACUGUGCAGUUGCGACUCUAGUUGUGAUCGUCUCACUUUUCUAUUUCAUUGAGAACUCGAUCCCGUCUAUUACGCACUUUGAAGGUAAUUGGAGAUUCCUGAAGCCCAAGACGAUCUUCAUCAUUUUCAAGAACGUUUUUUUGCUACUGGCUACCCUCUCACAACAUUUGCUGACAACUGAAUCAUUUGAUUUGGAGCAAAUAACGGAGGAAGAACAAAGAAGAAAAGAGAUAGCAAGAGAAACAAUGAUCAGAAAUAGAACAUUGAAGGAAAUUGAGGAUUCGAGAAGACAAGCUGAGGAGCAAGCCGCCGAGCAACAGAGAGAAAUCCAAGACCCAAUACAGCCAGGAGUUGCUUCGCCACGAGAAGAACAAGAUGGUGGUCUCAGACAACGUCGAGUAGUCUCACAAUAA
Molecule: messenger RNA, 954 nt
Organism: Caenorhabditis remanei
Lineage: Eukaryota; Metazoa; Nematoda; Chromadorea; Rhabditida; Rhabditidae
Exons: 6
Coding region: 1-954 (317 amino acids)
Source: RefSeq, a predicted model, not a curated record